This is a messenger RNA of Ichthyophthirius multifiliis, 7236 nucleotides long. RefSeq lists its product as hypothetical. The record is from RefSeq and is a predicted model, not a curated record. The transcript is spliced from 5 exons. NCBI's taxonomy places the organism in Eukaryota, Ciliophora, Oligohymenophorea, Hymenostomatida. Gene Ontology annotation, molecular function: ATP binding; ATP hydrolysis activity.
AUGGACAAAGAUAAACUGCAAAAAUACUAAAAUACUAAAAUACUAAAUUCUCUAUAAAGUGUCAUAAAAAAUGUAUUUUUGCCUUUGGAGACUAAGCAAAACGAGAUAAAAUAAACUCUAUAAAAAUUUGUUUAAUAAAUAAGUCAUUCUGCUUAUUAAGUAUCUGGUACAAUAAGCAUUGAAUUACCUUCCCCUAUAAUAGAAAUAGAUGACGCAACAUCAAUAAAAAAUGUAGACUUAAUGCUAAAAUAUGAACAAUCAUUGGAAAAUUGGUCAGCUACAAUUAAAGAAACAAUGAAAAAAGUAAAAGAAUAAAAAGCUGAAAGUAAUCAAGCAUUAGCCGAAAUAGAACUCCAAAGGUCCAAAAGUGCAACAUUAUCCACCCUUCAUUAAUAAUUAAGUAUAGAGUAUUUCUAAACUGAGAAUGGAAAUACGACAAUUUUAAUGGAUUUUGAAUCUUAAUUUAAAGACUUAACUUAAUUAUAUAACGAAGCUAAGGACAAUGUGAAGUUUUUGAAUACUUUAGAAAGAUAAUUUAAGAUUUUAGCUUAAGAAGGUCUUUCUGGAGUUGAGGAAACUUUGUAAUCAUUAAUGACUGGAUUGAGGACUAUAUGGAUUAUUUCAAGACAUUAUUAAAGUGAGGACAAAAUGUAGAAUUUAUUGGCUUUAAUAUCUGACGAAAUAGCAGAUAAAGUUGAGAAUGAAAUAAAAAUUAGUGAAUUAUUUAAGCUUUCUGAGGAAUUUCAUUCAUGCGAACAAUAAUUAUAGAAUUCAAUUGAUUUGAUUUCUUAAGGAAAAAGAAUAUUGGUUACUUGGAAAGAUCUUUACAAAAGAACAAAAGCAAAAAUAGAAGAAGAGGGAUCAGAUAGAUGGGAUUCUACAGUGCCUUCUUUAAAUAAUAGGAUAGAAAAUAUGGUCGGAGUAUUAGGAGAAUUGGAAAAAGUAACUGAAAUUAUUAAAAGAUUUUUAGUUUUCCUUGGACCAAACUUAAAAGCAGUGACUGGAAAUUCAGAAGGGAUUGAUAAUUUGGUUACUGAAGUAAAAAAGCUAGUUGUUCCCUUUUAAAAUUAGAAUAUAAAUUACUUUUAAAAAGUAAACUAUCCGAAUUGGUAGUAAGUUUAUAAUAAAUUCAAAUCUGAGAAAAAUUAAAUAGAACAAAAAACUAUUGUACUUAUUAAUGACACUUUCAGAGAUUUGAGAUCUGCAGAAGGUGCUUUUGACCUGCUUUUGAAAUUUAAAGAUGUUAAUACUUUACCCGAUAUAUAGGAUUAGCUUUAGAAAAAAUAUACUGAUGUUUUAAAUAGGUAUUUAAAGGAAGUAGAAUAAAAUAAAACUCUUUUUGAACAGGGAAAAUAACUUUUGGAUAAAGGGAAUGGGUUUUUAGUUAUUAGUAAGAAUAAACCGCCAGUAGCAGGGUCUAUAGCGUGGGCUAGGAGUAUUUUUUAUAGAAUUAAGAGGCCUAUUAUUAAAUUUUUGACUAAGGAAGAUGAUCUUGAUGUUGAGAACUUUUAGGAUAUAAAAAAUGAAUAUAAAAAUUUGGCAAAGAGCAUAGAUUAAUAUUAAAAGAAUAAAUUCAAAGAAUGGAAUGAUAAAAUUAGGGAAAAAGCUAUGGGAUUUUUAAAGGAAAAUAUUCUAAAAAAAGUAGCAGAAUGUAAAUAUGAAGUAAAUUUUUCGCAAGAAUUCAAAGUAUUAAUUAAAGAAGCUAAAAGUUUGGAAAAAAUGGGUUAUCCUAUAUCGAAAACUAUUAUUAACAUUUCACUUUAAGAAAUGGAGUAUUAUAGCUAUAUUGAUAAAUUGUAUUCUAUGUUAAAUGAAUAUUCAGAUGUCGUUAAUUCUUUGUCAGAAAUUGAAAAAAUACUACUUGAAUAACCUAUAAAAAAAUUAAAUUAAUAAUUAGAAUAAGGGCAUGAAAGUUUAAAUUUAUCCUCUUUAGGAAUUCCUGAAUUUAUUGACAAUUGUAUAAAAUCAAUAAACGAAUUUAAAGAAACGAAAAAGAAAGUUGAAAAAAGUGCUUCUCACAUAGAAGAAUUCGUAAAAAAUAUUGAAGAAGCUAAAAUUUUCAAAGAUUACAAUUUCAACCAAUAAUCCUAAAAUGGAGAAGUUAAUAUCCCUUCAGCAAGUGAAUUUAUGAAUUACUUUGAUGAAUAUAUGAAUAAGGGGGUAACUGAUUUAGUGGAUAAAUAUAAUAUGAUUGGGGACUAAUUUUUAAAGAAUAUAGAAGAGUCUAUAUUUUAGGAUUCAUCAAGACAUUAAAAAAAGAUGAAGGAAUAUUAUUAUUAUUGGGAAAGAAGAGUAUAUAAUGCUUUAAUUAAAAUGGUUUUGAGAGCACUUUUAUCUUUUAAAAAUUUAAUGUAAUAACCAGGAAAUAAAACUGUCCCUUUAUUCUAAAUAUAAUAAGAAUAUGACCAUCCUAAUACAAACACGAAUCCUCCUUGUACUGAAGUAGAUACUAUAUUGUAAAAAAUAAGAAACCAGAUUUUGAAUUCGAGUAAAUAAUUCUGGAGAUGGAAAGAUGGACAUUGUACUUUUUGCAAUCCUGUAGUAGGAACUAAUGAUGAGAAGAUUUAAAGACAUACUUUUUAUGAAUAAGUGAGUGAAAAUUAUGUUAUUACGUAAGUUUGCUUUAAUAUAGGAGAUUUUAUCAAAAAAGCGUAUAAUAAAGUUCACUCUUUUAGCGAAAUGUGGGAAGAAGAUCGCCGAAAAGAACUUUGGAAUCACAAAAAAAAACUUAAUAUAGAUAAAUUAGUUGAAAAAAAACCGCAUACAGUGCAUUUGGAAAGAAAAAUGAUGUUCUAUAAGACUUUAGUUUAGGAAUUUGAUGAAAUGCCUAAAGAAAGAAAUGCUUUGUUUAUUUCAGUUUCGUUUGGAAACGUUAUUAAAUAAUUUAAAGAUUUGGCAUAGGAAUGGCUUAAUAAACAUGGUAAUGUUAUGAGGAUUAUUGGAGAAAAUUAAUUAAAUGAAAUAGAGAAAGAAAUUGAGGAAUUCUAAAAGAAAAUAUAAUGCUAGCCUAACCAUAUAGAUGAAUUAAAGAGAAUGUUGAAUGAAAUUUCUGAAAUUUUAGGAUAAUCUAUGAUUAUGGAGUUCAAAAUUUCCGAUGUGACUGAAAAAUUCAGAACUUUAAAAUAAUAUGAAUAGAAUGUAGACACUGAACUAAUGUAAGAAGCACUCGGAUUGGAAUAAAAGUGGAAUGAACUAGUAAAAGAAGCCAAAAGAAAAGAUAAAGAACUUUCCGAAACUAAAAAAUAAUUCGCUAAUGUCACAUAAGACGACGUUUAGGAAUUCAAAAAAACUCUUGCUGAAUUAUAUAAAGAAUAUAAACAAACAGGACCUGGUUCUCCCAAUAGUGGGCUUGAUGAUGGAUUAGAAAGUCUUCAAAGAUAUAAAGAAAAAGUAAUUGAGUAUAAUAAAAGAAAAGAAGAACUAGUUUUAGCCGAAAAAUUGUUCAAUUUACCAAUUUCUACUUUUAGAGAAUUAGUUUAAAUAGAAGAAGAAAACAAAAAAUUAUCCACUUUAUAUGAUGUAUAUAGAGAUUUGAGAACCGAUUUAAAAGACUGGUCUAUUAUGCUUUGGGCUAAAAUAGAUGCGGAAAUGUUAAGGCAAGGGGCUGAAGAAUAUGAUAAAAAAAGGAAAAAACUUUAAAGAAUUUAUGAUGAUAAUACUAUUUUUUAGAAACUUUCUUAGAAAAUUGUGGAUUUUAAGAAUUCAAUUCCUUUAAUCUAACAAUUAAAAAGUGGGUCUAUUACAGAUAGACAUUGGAAUAAACUUAUGACGGAAACUGGGAUGAAAUUAGAAGGAAAUAUAAAAACUUUGACUUUAGAGUAAGUUUUUGCGUUAAAUUUAUAGAAUUUCCCUGAAAAAGUAGCUGAGAUAGUAAAUGAAGCUAAUUAAGAACAUAAAAAUGAAGAGGAAAUCCAAAAAAUAGAUAUGGUUUGGAAGAUAGAGUAGUUUAAUUUGGUAAAAUAUAAGAAAGGACAUGAAGAGAAAUCCUGGGUUUUAAGAAAUACAGAUGAAGUUAGACUUAUUUUGGAAGAUUAAUAGGCUAAUUUAUAAACUGUAGCAAGUUCUAAAUAUGUAGCGGCUUUUGUUUAGGAAAUAAGAAAAUGGGAAAAGGCAUUAAAUAGAAUUUCUGAAACAAUUGAAGUUUGGCUUGUUGUAUAGAAAAAAUGGAUGUAUUUAGAAGGAAUUUUUAUCGGAUCUGAAGAUAUAAGGACUUAAUUGAAAGAGGAAGCGAAAAAAUUCGAUAAAAACGACAAACAAUUUAAAAAAAUAAUGGAUUAAACAUAUAAGAAUCCGAAUAUAUAUAAAACUUGUGUUGCAAAUGAUUCGCUUUUGAUGGAAUUGAAAAAUAUGUCUGAUGAAUUGGACAAAAGAUAGAAAUCACUUUCAGAUUAUUUAGAUACUAAAAGAAAUAUUUUUCCAAGAUUUUAUUUUCUUUCUGAUGAAGACUUACUUUCCAUUUUAGGAAAUUCGGAAGCACCGGCAGUUUAGCCACACAUGAUUAAACUUUUUGAUAAUUGCAAAGAAUUAAAACUAGCUAAAAAUGGAAAACUAGUAACCGGAAUGGAAUCUGAUGAAUAAGAAAGCUUUGAAUUUAGAGAAGGAUAAAAACCUGAAGGAGCAAUUGAAUUAUGGAUGAAAAAAGUAGAUUAAGAAAUGUAGGAUACUCUUCAUAAAAAAACUAAAGAAGGUACCUUUUUAUAUGCAAAUAAAGAAAGAAUAUUAUGGGUUUUAGAAAAUUUAGGUAUGGUAGCUAUUGUUGGAGCAUAAAUAUGGUGGACAUGGAGGGUUGAAGAUGUUUUUAGAAAAGUAAGAGAUGGAAAUAAACAUGCUAUGAAAUAAGAAAAUCUUAAAUAAACUAAAGAUUUAAAUGAUUUAAUUGAUUUAGUUCGAACUGAUUUAAAUGAACUCGAUAGAAAAAAAGUAAAUACUUUGAUUAUUGUCGAUGUUCAUGCUAGAGAUAUAGUAUCUAAUUUUGUCAGAGACUCUAUUUUAGAUGCAAGAGAAUUCGAAUGGGAAUCAUAAUUGCGUUUUUAUUGGUAAAAUGAUUUAAAUGAUAUUCGAAUUAGAUAGUGUACAGGUGAAUUUACUUAUGGAUAUGAAUAUUAAGGACUAAAUGGUAGACUUGUAAUCACUCCAUUGACCGAUAGAUGCGUUAUGACACUUACAACUGCCCUUUCAUUUAAAUUAGGAGGUGCUCCAGCAGGUCCUGCAGGUACAGGAAAAACUGAAACAGUGAAAGAUUUGGCAAAAUCAUUAGCUAUUAGAUGCUGUGUAACAAAUUGUGGAGAAGGUCUUGAUUAUAAAGCAAUGGGUUUGAUUCUAUCAGGGUUAGCAUAAACAGGAUUCUGGGGUUGUUUUGAUGAAUUUAAUAGAAUUACUCCUGCAGUACUUUCUGUUGUGGCAGUUUAAAUUAAAACUAUCUAAACUGCGCUUUCUUAAGGGAAAACAACACUGGAAUUAAUGAAAAAGGAACUAUAGUUGAAGGCUACUAUAGGUAUUUUUGUGACUAUGAACCCAGGAUAUUCUGGUAGAUCCGAACUUCCUGAUAAUUUAAAAGCUCUUUUCAGACCAGUGACAAUGGUUGUACCUGACACUAAUAUAAUAUGCGAAAUAAUGCUUAUGUCUGAAGGAUUUACAGAAGCUCGAGUUUUGGCUAAGAAAAUGAAUGUUUUAUAUAAAUUGGCUAAGGAAUAAUUAUCCAAAUAAUAUCAUUAUGAUUUUGGACUUAGAGCGCUUAAAUCAGUGCUAGUAAUGGCAGGGUCGUUAAAAAGAGAAGCUAUGGACAUGCCUGAAGAAUUAACUCUAAUGAGGGCUUUAAGAGAUAUGAAUAUGCCAAAAUUUGUAUUUGAAGAUGUGCCUUUGUUUAUGGGAUUAAUUACUGAUUUGUUCCCUAAUAUGGAUAUUAAGAGGAAACCUUAUGAAAAAAAAGAUAGGAUUUUAGAUGUUAUGGAAAGCUUAGGUCUAUAUAAGGAACUUCCGAAAUAAAUAGAUAAAGUAGUUCAGCUUUUCGAAACUAUGCUAACUAGACAUACUACUAUGGUUGUGGGACCUACUGGGUCUGGGAAAUCUACGGUUAUCGAAAUUUUAAAAAAAGUAGAUAAUGUGACCAUCUUUUGCUUAAAUCCAAAAGCUAUUACUGUAAAUGAACUUUACGGAACUAUGGACAUGUAAACUAGAGAGUGGAAAGAUGGAUUACUUUCGAAGAUUUUUAGGAUUGCAAAUGAAAAACAUAUGUAAGGCAAAGAUGAAUAGAGAUGGAUUUUAUUCGAUGGAGAUGUAGAUGCUAUUUGGGUCGAAAAUAUGAACUCUGUUAUGGAUGAUAAUAAAUUACUUACAUUAAUUAAUGGAGAUAGAAUUAGACUUGAAAGGUAUUGUAAGUUACUUUUUGAAGUAUAUGAUCUAUAGUUUGCAUCGCCGGCUACUAUUUCUAGAUGCGGUAUGGUGUAUGUCGACCCUAAAGAUAUUGGAUAUAAACCAUUUUAUCAUAAAUGGGUUACUAAAUGGGUAAAAUUUGAGGCUUUGCAUGAAGCUUUGAUGGAGCUUUUUGGAAAAUACAUUGACCCGAUUGUGAAUUUGAUUUACGAAGGAAUUGAAAACGAGGAAUAGAGUCAACCUCUAGGCUUUAUUAUUCCGAGAACUCAUCUAAAUUUAUUAGAAUAAAUGACAAGGAUUAUCGAUUCUAUGCUAAACCCGGACGAUCCUUAAUAGGAAAUUGAAAUAGUGGAACUAAUGUAUAUUUUUUCUAUAAUAUGGUCUUUUGGAGCUUGUAUUAAAAUCGAUGCGAGAAAAAGAUUCGAAGAUUUCUUAAGAAACAUUUCGGGUAGGGCACUUCCUUCGAAUUCCUUAUAUGAUAAUUAUUUCGAUUAUGAAAAAUCGAGGAGUUUUGUUAGUUGGGAAAAAUUAGUUUAAUAAUACUAACCACCUGCGGACGGUAAAUUUUCGAAAAUACUUGUACCUACAGUAGAUACUUAAAGAUUUUCAUUUAUUUUAGGAUAACAUAUUCAUUCUAAGAAACCGUGCUUAUUUGUGGGAGAAUCGGGAACUGCGAAAAGUGUUAUUAUUUAAAAUUUUAUAAAUUCUCUUGAUGUAGAAAAAUUCAUGAAAUUAAAUAUAAACUUUUCAUCGAGAACUACUAGUUAGGACUUAUAAGUAAAUAUCGAGGCCCCCCCUAGAUAAGCGUUCUGGAAGAAUAUUUGGCCCUAAAAAUCCUGGUAAAUAAUUAGUAGUGUUUAUUGA